Messenger RNA from Ustilaginoidea virens, 1560 nucleotides. RefSeq lists its product as uncharacterized. The record is from RefSeq and is a predicted model, not a curated record. The transcript has 4 exons. NCBI's taxonomy places the organism in Eukaryota, Fungi, Ascomycota, Sordariomycetes, Hypocreales, Clavicipitaceae. Gene Ontology annotation, biological process: N-glycan processing; carbohydrate metabolic process. Bases 1 to 1560 code for a protein of 519 amino acids. Gene Ontology annotation, molecular function: calcium ion binding; mannosyl-oligosaccharide 1,2-alpha-mannosidase activity. Gene Ontology annotation, cellular component: Golgi membrane; endoplasmic reticulum.
AUGCGAUUCCUCAGCGAGAUAAAUGUCCUUCUGCAGCUCGCCGGCACGGCUGUCGCCCUCCCUAGCAAACGCGCCGCCACGCCGCCGAAAGCUGACCAUGCCAAGGCACAUGAGGUUAAGCAAGCCUUCGAGAUCUCCUGGAACGGCUACUACAAGCAUGCUUUUCCUCACGAUACGCUCCGUCCCGUGACUAACACGUACGUGGAUGAUCGGGCCGGAUGGGGUGUGACUGUAGUCGAUGCUCUCGACACAGCGAUUGUCAUGAAUAGCUUGGAAAUUGUGCAGCCAAUGCUUGACCAUGUCGCCAAGAUUGACUUUACCACAACGGCUCAAGAAGACUACGGCAUCUCUCUCUUCGAGACGAAUAUUCGGUACCUGGGAGGCCUUCUUUCUGCCUACGAUUUGCUCACCGGUCCCUACAAGCACUUGGGGGCCGAUGCCCAGAAAGUCGAGGCUCUCCUGACGCAAGCUCAGACACUCGGUGACAGCCUCAGUGUGGCAUUCGACACGCCCAGCGGCAUUCCCGACGGAGUCGUGUUUCUAAAUCCAGCCAAGAAGAACAGCGGCGCGACCUCGAACAACAUUGCCGAGAUUGGCACCCUGGUGCUCGAAUGGACCCGUCUCAGUGACCUGAGUGGCAACCAAACGUACGCACGGCUUGCGCAAAGGGCCGAGAGCUACCUCCUGCAACCGACAGGUUCUCCCGAAGCAUGGCCCGGGCUGGUGGGCACGUUUGUGAGCACCGAGGACGGCAAGUUUCUCGACAGCCAGGGCGGCUGGAACGGUGGCGACGACAGCUUCUACGAAUACCUGAUCAAGAUGUACGUUUACGACCCCAAGGGAUUUGGCAAGUACAAGGACCGGUGGGUCGACGCCGUGGAAUCGACCAUUGCACACCUGGUGUCGCACCCGACCACCCGCAAGGACCUGUCUUUUCUGUCGGGCUACAACGGCCAAACGACGUUUCCCAGCUCCGGUCACUUGGUUGCUUUCGCCGGCGGCAAUUUCAUCCUCGGAGGCAUAGUCCUGGGCGAGGAAAAGUACAAGCGGCUCGGCAUCCAAGUCACGGAAUCGUACUACGAGACGUACGUGCAAGAAGCAGCCGCCAUCGGACCCGAGGGCUUCGCGUGGGUGGACGCGGCCCUCCCCUCGGGCGGCGCCAACAACAAGCUCCCUCCUGCCAGCCAGCAAGAGUUCUACAACAAGGCGGGCUUCUACACCACGUCGGGAUACUACAUCCUGCGCCCCGAGACGGUGGAGUCCCUGUACUACGCGUACCGCCUGACCGGCGACAGCAAGUACCAGGACUGGGCGUGGAACGCGUUUCUCCAGAUCCGCAAGCUGUGCCGGGUCAACGACGCGUACGCCGAGCUGACGGACAUUAGCAAGGCCAACGGCGGGGCGUUUGUGGACGAGAUGCAGAGCUUCUGGAUGGCCGAGACGCUCAAGUACCUGUACUUGAUCUUUGCGGCGGACUCGCCCGUGCAGGUGCAGGGACAGGGGGCCAAGAAUCAGUUUGUGUACAACACCGAGUGCCAUCCAGUGAGGGUGCGUGGGUGA